Messenger RNA from Oldenlandia corymbosa var. corymbosa, 1938 nucleotides. NCBI's taxonomy places the organism in Eukaryota, Viridiplantae, Streptophyta, Magnoliopsida, Gentianales, Rubiaceae. The record is from the annotation of a GenBank genome assembly.
AUGGUGAAGCUGGCCAUCAUUCUCCUCAGCUUCUUCCUGUCAUCCCUGAUUUCGUCUUUUGUUAAUGGGGACGUGGCCGCCGGCACAAGCAAGAAAAUCGGGCAAAACUUCGCCGGGAAGAAUCCGUUUACGGCCAAGGCAUCUUUGAUUCGUUACUGGAAAAAACAAAUCUCCAACAACUUGUCAACGCCGUCAUUUUUCCUCAACAAAGCUUCCCCAUUAAACGCUGUGGAGUUAGCAACUUUUUCAAAGCUCAUCGAUCAGAACAGCACCUUAACAUCAGGUCAGCUUCAAGACUUGUGCUCCAAAGCAAACCUCCUUUGCGCCCCGGACUCAUCCACCACCAGCCCUGCCACUCAAGACGCAAAAAAAGACGUUAAUUUUGAUACUUAUAGCGAGCAGAACUUCACAAAUUACGGCACGAAACGACGAGGCGGAGCGGACACAUUCACAAACUACUCCAACUUCGAGGGCUUACCAGUAAAUAACUUCCGACGCUACAGCCGCAACUCGGUGGAACACGACGGCGCGUUCGCCAACUACGGCCUCGACGGCAACGUGGCGGACCAAAGUUUCAACGGUUACGGAAAGACGGCAAAAGGAGGGAGAGGAAACUUCGAGAAUUAUCAGGAAGCCGAGAACAUUCCAAAUCUCAAAUUUAACUCGUACAACGAAAACGCAAAAGGCGGCCGGACGCAGGAUUUCUCGAGUUACUCAAACGAAGCCAACGGCGGGGAGCAACAUUUCAAGAGCUACGACAAGAACGGGGUGGGACCUCGGAGUGAUUUCCUCACCUACUCAAACCAUUCCAACGUCGUCGUUUCCAGCUUCUCGCAUUACGGCGAAAACGGGAACGGAACCCAGGAACAUUUUACUCAGUACGGUUUCGAUUCCAACGUCCCGCUUAACCGAUUCACCACCUACUCGGAACGGGGCGGUGGAACGGUAAUUUUCCAGAGCUACACCGACGAUGCUAACAUCGGCGACGACACAUUUUCAUCCUACGGUAAAAAAUCAACCUCGUCGACCCGGGCAUUUUUCGAAACGUACGGUCAGUCGGCGAAUCGGGGCGCGGUGAAUUUCGUGAGCUACGGUGAAAACUCGACCGACCAUUUCAGCGUGUUUAAUUUCUACGGAGAGAAUCACAAUUUCAACCAGUACGUUAAAGACCGUGCCAAGUUUCAGAUUUACGUCAAUCGAAGCGAAUCCGCGACUAAAUCUGUGUCGGACGGUGAAAAAGUCAAUGGAAAUAAUAACAAUAAUAUUUGGGUGGAGCCUGGAAAGUUCUUCAGGGAGAGCAUGUUGAAGACUGGGAACAUAAUGCCAAUGCCAGAUAUCAGGGAUAAAAUGCCCAAAAGAUCAUUUUUACCGCGGGUGAUUGCCGCAAAAUUACCAUUUUUAUCUGGCAAUAUUGAUCGAAUGCAGGAAGUUUUCCACGCUGCUGAUGGUUCCAUGAUGGGCCGUAUGGUUAACGAUGUGGUGGAAGAGUGCGAACGGGCCCCGAGUCCAGGUGAGACCAAAAAGUGCGUUGGAUCAGGUGAAGAAAUGAUUGACUUUGCAAAAUCUGUUCUAGGCCCAAACAUUGUGGUUAGAACAACAGAAAACAUACAGGGAUCCAAUGGGGAAAUUCUGAUCGGGUCAGUUGUAGGGAUCAAUGAUGGGAAUGUUACUAAAUCGGUUUCUUGUCAUGAGAGCUUGUUUCCAUGGUUGCUGUAUUACUGUCACUCGGUUCCUAAAGUUCGGGUUUACCAAGCGGAUAUACUGGAUCCGAAAUCAAGGGCAAAGAUUAACCGGGGCGUGGCUAUAUGCCAUGUGGAUACCUCGACAUGGGGGCCCGGGCAUGCGGCAUUCUUAGCACUUGGGUCGGGUCCUGGACAGAUCGAAGUGUGUCAUUGGAUAUUUGAAAAUGACAUGACCUGGGUCGUGGCUGACUCUUAA